CCUGUUUUGCAGUGGCAGCAUCAAUGUGGCCUGGAGAUGGUUUGGUAAUGUUUCAGCUUGGAAGAGGAUAAAAAAGAUCACAUUUGAUAUCCAGAAUGAAAGAUUUCGUGUAAUGUAAUUGUUUAACAAAACAAAAACUCUAAAAUGGGCGACUGGAACUUCCUUGGCGGAAUCUUGGAGGAGGUCCACAUCCACUCCACCAUGGUGGGCAAGAUCUGGCUGACCAUCCUGUUCAUCUUCCGUAUGCUGGUGCUGGGUGUUGCCGCUGAGGAUGUGUGGAAUGACGAGCAAUCGGACUUCAUCUGCAAUACAGAACAGCCGGGGUGCCGCAACGUGUGCUACGACCAGGCCUUCCCCAUCUCGCUCAUCCGCUACUGGGUCCUACAGGUCAUCUUCGUCUCUUCGCCAUCUCUGGUCUACAUGGGCCACGCCAUAUACCGACUGCGCGCCCUGGAGAAGGAGCGCCACUGCAAGAAGGUGGCGCUGCGCCGUGAGCUGGAGUCCGUAGACGCCGAAUUGGCGGACGCCCGGCGGCGAAUCGAAAAGGAGAUGCGUUGUCUGGAACAGGGCAAGCUGAACAAGGCCCCGCUGAGGGGUUCACUUCUUUGUACCUACGUGGCGCACAUAGUCACUCGCGCCGUGGUGGAGGUCAGCUUCAUGACCGGCCAGCUGCUCCUCUACGGGCACCGCCUCAGCCCGCUCUACAAGUGUGACCGCCAACCCUGCCCUAAUGUGGUGGACUGCUUCGUGUCGCGGCCGACUGAGAAAACUGUCUUCAUGGUGUUCAUGCAGAUAAUCGCAUGUAUUUCCCUGUUCCUCAGCCUUCUGGAAAUCAUGCACUUGGGCUACAAGAAGAUCAAAAAGGGCAUUCUGGACUACUACCCGCAUAUCAAGGACGAUUUAGAUGACUACUAUGUCAACAAGUCCAAGAAGAAUUCGGUGGUGCACCAGGUGUGUGUUGGUACAUCUGCGGGCGGGCGCAAGGCCACCAUCCCAACAGCACCCAGCAGCUACACCUUGUUGUUGGAGAAGCAGGGCAACGGGCCCAACUACCCACUUCUCAACGCCUCCUCCGCCUUUGUGCCAAUCCAAGAGGACCCAAGUGUCAAGCUGGUGGGGUUUAAGGAUAGCAAAGAGGGCGUCUCAAGCCCCACUGAUCAGAACAGCAACAACACGAGCAGCGAAACCCGUUCGCCACCCGUUGACAAGGACGCAGAGGAGCUGGAUUGCGCCGAAUACCCCACCUCCUCCGACCCACCCGCUCUCCCGGUCGUGGCCCGAAAGUCCCGGAGACAGAGUCCUCAGUGGAAUUGCUCCACGGUUCUCGAGAGCAACGCCUCAGAUAGCGGCGACUCCUACCCGGGCGGCUCCAUGAAGCUCCGAGGAGGAAGCGGAAGCGGAACCGUGGGCCCCCGAGCUAGGAACCUGCUCUCCAAGUCGGACAGCGUGAGGAGGCCCGGCAGGCCUCAGAGCCCGGAAUCGGGCGAGGAUGCCAGCUCGGUGUCCCGACGCAGCCGAGACAGCCCAAGCCCUGCUGCCUCCUCCCCAAACCGGCGGGUGUCUGCAACCAGCAGCGGUGGCAGCAGCAGCAGGCGAGCGCCCACAGAUUUGCAGAUUUGACAUGCCGUUCACAGAUGGACAUUUUUUUCGACAGGUAGUGGCGGCGUGUAACGAAACUGGAAAUAGUUCAAGUAUGGAGGUCGAUUUUUCAGAAUCUCUACUGAAGUAUUCAUUCAUGUAAAGACGUAAAGUUUACGUAAUGGAUUUAAAAGCUGUACAUUCUCCUUACUCUGUCAAAGUAGGUUGGUCACAUAAUCCAGAUGUCAUUCACAAAUACUAGUUAUUUCAAACCUCUACAAAGUAACAAAGAACAAAUUCUUCGUUACAAUCAAGGGCGUAGGUUUGGCCUCAACAUUGGUAGGGACGAUAUACCAGCAUAGACCCGCAUGUACACUUUUUGCUUGGGACGGGACAUUAAUAAGACCAAACAUUAUUGAACAAAGUCGGCACUUUUUGUUAUGUACUUCCUCAAUCUAAGUACAUUUAAGGCCGAGAUUUGAGUGGAAAAACACUUCUUUAUUCAGUGUGCUUCUCUCAUCACAUGUGCACACGACUCAUCACUUAGGGUUCUUUUUACUGUAAUACCACACCCACAGGGAGCGCAUACCACACCCGCAGGGAGAGCACAACUAUGGCAACAGAACGUUGACAUAGAUAUGUUAAAGUUCAGGAGAUAGAACAUUGAUUCAAACUUUUUAAGAAACCUUUUGAAGUGCAAGUCCUUUUAUAUAAAAUUGGGGAGCUAUCCAAGAACGAGUCCACUUCUGGGGGAUACUAGAGUACCCCUAGACUCAAACUAAGAUAUUGUAAUAUAAAACUGAUUUGGGAAAAAAAAUAUUUUAAAAAAUCUGACAUAUCCAACAUACUAAACUACCGCAAGACUCGAACCAAAGUACUUUCAUGAAAUUCCGAUGUGUAAUUUGAUUUCAUAGAUUUUUUUUUUUCAUGUCAGUGUCCCCCCUGACAUGACUUUUUUUUUUUAAAUAAAAGGACUUGCACUCUGAAGCGAUUGUCUUGCAUUGCCAUAAUGCAAACACUGAUCCAAUUGAAGGAUGGCUAGCUUGACUUCAUUGUUCCUUGUGGAGGCUGGCCUGACCGCAGGAGUUCUGCAGGUUAGCAAAUUCACACAUUUUAACGUAAUGCUAACUCCGAUCCAACUUGGACUUUCAGCAGCAAAUUUAGUGGUGUUUCUCCCACCUCCACAACAUUGACAUCUUUUUACAUGACUAACAGUGGCUGUCUGUUGCUGGCGGAAAAAACUGUCCACUCGAUCGCAACGCUAGUGUGGGUAACUCGCGGCAUCCAAAAAAAAAUUUUUUUUCCUUCAAUGUACAUAGUUAAUUGUCUGUAUGUUGUGUUUUGUCAGCAACAUAUGAGGUUAUGCAGCACCAGUCUCUCUCUAGGCAGCUUCUUGCUCACGUUUUUCUAGUUUGAUAGUUUCCAGCAGAAUUAACUACAUUUCUCACAGUUUAAUUUCCGUUAACAGUAGAAAACACAAACAGAAGGACACUUCUGAGCAACUUCCUACUCGAGUUUUGCAGGUUAGCAAGUUCACACAGGUAAAUGUUUUGCUAAAUCUGACGCAGGUUAGACUUUCAGUCGCCAAAUAAGUGGUGUUUUUCCCACCUCAACAACAUUGACGUCUUUUUACAUGACUAACAGUGGCUGGCUGUUGCUGGCAGAAAAAACUGUCCACUCGAUCGCAACGCUAGUGUGGGUAACUUGCGGCAUCCAAAAAAUAUUUUUUUUCUUCAAUUAGAGGUGUGCGAAAUUUCCGAUUCUUUGAUUAUUCGCGAUUCGGCCUUGGAAGAUUCGAGAACGAUUCACAAACAUCCAAAUUCCGAUUAUUGAAAUAUGUCAAAUAAAUCGGAAGUAAAACACACUCAGCGCGCCACGCGGUCUUCAGGACGCAAUGAACAUCAUGCUUGUCAUUACCCGGCCCCUCGGGUAAUGCCAAUGCUCAACACACAGCUCUAGCUCAACUCAUGCCGCAAGAUAAAAAAACAACAACAUACCUGACUGCUGCCGAAAGCUGCUACAAAGUCCACAUAAUGUUAAGGUAGAUAUCAUAUUUAUAUAGGACUAGAUGCAAAAUAGACUCGGUGGCGAUAGCAGCACAUGUAGAGAAAGCUAGAUGCGGGCGUUAGUAAACGGCCGCCAUCUUAAAGCAGUAGACUUCCCUGCAAGGCUGUUGUAGCGAACCUUCCAAGCGAACCUAAUUAACUUUUUAUCUAAAAUACUCCUAAAUCGGUAAAAUAUUGACUUGAACCUAUCUUUAAAAUAGUUUUAAAACUUUCACAUGUCGAAAGUAGACAAAAGGGAAAUUAUGGAAUAACAGGAGCAAUUUCAACAACUUAAAAGGUUGAUUGACAACAUUAAAUUAAUUGAAUGUAGUUUAAAGCUGCUGAUACAGAAUGGGGAUUUGAGUAUAUUAUUUAUUGUUUUUAACUGUUAA
Messenger RNA from Corythoichthys intestinalis (scribbled pipefish), 4015 nucleotides. Its product is annotated as gap junction alpha-9 protein-like. The record is from RefSeq and is a predicted model, not a curated record. Gene Ontology annotation, biological process: cell-cell signaling. The coding region runs from base 145 to 1620 and encodes 491 amino acids. Gene Ontology annotation, cellular component: connexin complex. NCBI's taxonomy places the organism in Eukaryota, Metazoa, Chordata, Actinopteri, Syngnathiformes, Syngnathidae. The transcript is spliced from 3 exons. Gene Ontology annotation, molecular function: gap junction channel activity.